Messenger RNA from Leptinotarsa decemlineata (Colorado potato beetle), 1709 nucleotides. RefSeq names its product putative ATP-dependent RNA helicase Dbp21E2 (gene Dbp21E2). Gene Ontology annotation, molecular function: ATP binding; nucleic acid binding. Lineage: Eukaryota; Metazoa; Arthropoda; Insecta; Coleoptera; Chrysomelidae. The record is from RefSeq and is a predicted model, not a curated record.
CGGUACAAUAAAUACGAGUUUCAUCUGGACUAAAUUAAAAUAUGAUCAUCAAGAAUCAGACAAAGCUAUAGUACAUGCUAUAAUCCCUGGAAUGAGCUGGCAUAUUGCACCAAAAGGGGAGCAGAGCAAAAAAGGAAGAAUGGAAAAUGAGUUUCUUAGGUUAUGUCAUGUUUUAACCCAGAAUUUUAGGCGAAUUAUCAAAUUUUAAUUAUUGUUAAAAUGACUCUUCGUAUGAGUAAAAUCGGCAGAAAUAUUGUUAGAUACACCUUAGAUUCAGUUUCACCAUUCUCUACAACCAUACCAAAAGUGAAAAAUAAAAAAGGGGAAUUGGUCAUUAGUUGUAAACGUAAUGAGUUGAACCAUUAUAGUUCGGUGCAUUACGGUAAUCUGGAUGAAGUACCUUUAGCUUCAAAAGGUUGGAAUCAUUCGAAAGCUAAAGGAGACUUCUUUACUGUUCUUCCUAGUCAGAAUCAGCCUGAAGAGAACAUGUAUUCCUUCAAUGAUAUGGGAAUACAUAAAAACAUCAUUGAUGUAAUGAAGAAAGAAGGAAUAGAUAAAGCAACAGAAUUCCAGUAUAGGGCCGUUGAAGGUGUUAGAUCAGGGGAUCAUGUCAUGUUAGCGGCUGAAACAGGAUGUGGAAAAACUCUUUCAUAUCUCCUACCUAUUAUUCAUGACUUAUUAGAAAACAAAGCUACAGCUCCGAAUACUCCCAAGGCUGUUAUCAUAGUGCCAAACAGAGAAUUGGCUUACCAGGUAGGAGAAGUUGCUCGAAAUCUCUCUGACAGUGUUGGACUCAUCUCUAAAAUUGUUAUUGGGGGCCGAACAAAAUCGUUGAUGAUGAACCCAGUUUUUGAAGAUAUAGAUAUUCUUGUUGCUACACCAGGAUCCCUUGGAAAACUCUCUACCGUAGGAAUAUAUAAACUAAAUGAGGCCAAAUACACAGUCUUAGAUGAGGCCGAUACAUUGAUGGAUGACAGUUUUGUAGAAAGAAUCUCUUCGCUAAUACGAAGGUUAUCCCAGUCUCAAAUGAUUUUAGUCACAGCAACCUUACCAAGGACUUUCCCAGAAAUACUGGUAUCAUAUGAAAAUUCACUGAGGCAUGUGGUGUCUUCAAAAAUACACAAACCGUUACUCAAUAUAACUCAAAAAUUCCUUAGGCUAACGUUAUCUUCAAGGGCAGCCAAUUUACUCCAGAUGGCAAAAAAAAAUAAAGAUCCCAUGAUUGUAUUCUCAAAUAGAAAUCAGACUUGUAAUUGGGCAGCUCUGUUUCUCAAUGAGAAUGGAGUAAGUUGUGCGAAUAUAAAUGGUGAUAUGCACCAGGCACUUAGAAUAGAACAAUGGAACAAGUUUGUGAGUGGACAGGCUCAAAUACUGUCAGCUACAGAUGUUGGCAGUAGAGGUCUCAACACCAUUCAGGUGAAGCAUGUUAUCAACUACGAUUUUCCCUUGUAUGCUGCCGAUUAUUUGCAUAGAAUAGGAAGAGUAGGAAGAUUGGGUAGUCACAGUUCAUGCAAGGUAACAAACUUUAUCGUCGGCCAAGAGGAAAUAAAACUAGUUCAACAAAUUGAGCUUGCAAUAAGGAGAAACCAACCUCUUGAAAAUGUUGAUGGAAAUAUAACAAAAAUAGUACAAAGGAAAAUAGCUAGGAAAAUGAGUCAAAGUAUUUGAAACUUGAUUAUUUAUUUGUGAAGUACAGUUUAAGUUUUUAA